CUUCCAAAUCUCCAGCCUAUGUUCUCUGCCCGCCUUAGCUCCCUUCACGCGUCAUCUGACAACUGCGCUGACAAUUGCUUCAGCCGACGGGAACCCCCUCGUGACGCGCACUCGGCGCGACACUGCCACGUUCAUAUGAUAGUAUAGGAAGAUGAGUAAUUUGAGGGGCUUUGCAGCGAGCCUUGGAGCUGGGAGAGGUCGAGACUUCCAGCUCCGCGCGCUUUUGCAGCAUACGCUCGCGCUGAUUGCCCUCUUGGGCUCGGUUUGCCAAGCGCAAGUGAUGAGCAAAAAUGGCGCGGAUAACGCAACGCAGCGGAGCCCCGCCGAGGAGCUGAACCACGUCCUGCAUUGGGUGGCGUACCUGCUGAUGGCCUGCUCCGCUGGACUGCUGCUAACUUCAGCAGUGGCACUGUUUCGAUGGCCGUAUCCAAGCUGCCUGUGCUACAACACUCCCUUUUCAGACUCCGCCAUGUGCCUAGGGUCGCCGUGCUGCGCCUGUGCCAAUAUACGCCAGGGGAACGUGACCUUAAUUUUUGCGUGGACAAUGCUUCUUCUUUGCCGGAUGGCCAUAGGGUUUGAGCUGUCGUACCUUUACCCCUACCUGGGCUUCUGCCUGCUACACGCCGUCACGGCGUCGUUGGUGUAUGUGAUGGUGCGCGGGGUGCAGCGGCAGCAGGCUGAGGAGGAGGCGGCGGUGGCGGCCAGCCGUGGCCGCAUGCUGCUGCUCCACGAACUGGGCGUGCCGGGAGCGCUGGGGCGAGAAGGUCAGCAGCCUGCGCCGCUGCCGCCCAUCCAGACCAUGAGUGCCGAGCUGGUGCUGGUGCUGCAGCCCGAUUACUGCAGCGCCUGUGGGGGAGUAGGAGGUGGUAGCAGCUGCGAGGAAAAGGGAGAAGGCGCUGACGGCGACGGCAAGCCCCGUGCCAGCUGCUGCGAGGCGUGGGGCGCUGAAGGCCGGGCGACUGGCGCCGCGGCGGAUGCUGCCGCUGGAGCCGCGGCGCACGCGGCGGGGCUGGGCAAGGCUGCCGGCGCACUGCCGCCUGGCGUGGCGUGGGCGUUGAGGUACACUCGCGUCGAACCGCCGCAUGCAGCGCCACACGGAGAGGACCAGGCGUCGCCUAAGGCCGCGGGCCUCGUGCGUGGCGGCAGCGGAGCAUCGCCCCUUGCGGCGCCAACGCCCGCGACCGCUACUGGGGGAGCUGGGAAUGUUGGACUGGUUGGAAUCAGUGCCUUCGCUGGCGCGCCAGCUGCGGCGGCUGCGGUGCUGCCAGAGGCGGAGCCGUCGGGUUGCGAGGGCCCUGGGGCGGCUGAAGCACCAGGAGCCGGCUGCGGCGCCGUCAGCAGCGCAGCGGGCGGGUGCUUCGGCCGCUUGGGGUGCGAGACGGGCGCCGGCGCCGACUGCAAUGGCACUGGAGCGCAGCAAUCGGCUCUGUGGCGAAGCGUCAGCGAAGCCCUGACGCCGGCGCAUGCCCUACAACAGCAAAGAUUGCAGGCGCGGCUCUCAUCAGCGAGGUCGCACAUGGCAGGAAGCUCGCCGGCCCUCGUGCUGGCCCACGGGGUCUCCCUGCCGCUUCCUGAGCUCGCGAACAGGACGCCGGUGGCCUCCCCGACAGCGUCUGUCCCUACUCACGCCCGUGCGUGGUCUGGCUCGCGUGCACAGAUUUCGGCCACGUCGCUUCCUGUGAUGGUUGCUACCUACCGUGGUGGCUCGCCUCCUCCAAGCGCCCUCCGUGGUGGCUCACCUCCUCCAAGCGCCCUCCGUGGGGGUUCUUCGCCUCCAGUACCGCGCCAGCAGCAGCGUGCAGUCCUCGGCCACAGGCCGGCCUCGACUGACGCUGCGGGGCACACGGACUGCCCGCCGCUGACGCCUGUGACGCUCGCUGCGGAUGCAGCCGCGGCGGCGGCAGCCGCACCGGCCGCUCCGCAAGCCGCAGACACCCAAGGCAACACCGCAGGCCCCUAGAAAUGGUAUGUCGUUCUGGGGUACUUCUGGCCUGUCCAGUGCAGUCGUGAACGGCUCGGCAGGGGGUCGCCGCAAUAUGGUUGGGUCCAGGCGCUGCUGCCGUGCGUGAUGCCGGGUGUUGCGAAAGCAUAAGGUGCUGCCAUGCGUGGUGCAGAGUGUGUGCUGACAAGUGCGUGGUGCCGAGGACGAGGGCCUCUGACAGGUCUGUGCAGGAUGCCUCUCGACGCAGGACUGUGGAUUGAUGCGGGUCUGGAUGUGGGCGCGGAUGAGACGUGGUAUACCUUGCAAAUGACUACCUAUGACCUGCUCAGAUGCUUUUGGAACUGAAUUGGGUUGUGAAUUCUCUUGCCUGUGCAUUUUGCUUUGACCGGGGAACACUCACGGGGACCACUUGUCCUGCUGGAACGUCAAAGCUUUGGCGUGUACCGAUUACUGGAAACGCGUGACUUCACUCUGUGAUAAUGGCCGUGGAGUUCGAUUGCAUCUGCGCUCUCACACUAGCAUUAGUUGAAUGCGAGUUACUGCAUCUGGCGGCAAGUACCUGAUUGCGGUGCAGGUCUUAGCUGAGUACGAUAUAGUUAGGUGAGCAGCUAGCACUGAUACGCUGUCCUGCGCGGUCGCCAGUUCUAGGCGUAAUCCCAAGAACUUGGACUCGUCGAGCUCUCGAGCGAUGGCGGAAGCCACAGAUGGACAACCGUGGUGGCAUGGUCGCCCCUGUGGAGCCGUAAUCCAGGUUCAGUGCCGCAGGGAGGGUUGAGCUAGUUGGUGUAUUCUGGGGGUCUUUUUAUUUGUAUGCUCAAGCGUAUCAGUAUUUGGUAAAGCCUAUUGAUUGCAAAUAGGCGGCGGGUCCAACCCAGCCGGAGCGGGAAAGACCUUUCUAGUUAUUUGUAUUCUCAGCGCUGUGGGAUGGUAUGCGGCAGCUGGAUGUGCGGCUGUUCCUCAUGCCCACACACCUCUACCUUCUCAGGACACGCCCCGUCAGGCGGGGAGUACUCACAGUUAUAAUUGUCCCUCUUCCAAGCGACUGAUGCCUGGUGACGAAACUUAUCAUGAUGUGCUUUUGAAGGAGCUUUGGAACCUGGGGGGGUGGGGGUGUCUGCUGCGCGUGGGUGCAAGUAUACUAUAAGGUUACCCUGACAGGAGGGUGGGAAAGUUGCCGCCGGGGGGCAUCUUGGGGGGUGGGUUUGGUCGGGCAUCUGUCUCGCGCGGCAUCUUGGUUGCCGCCGGGCGGCAUCUUGGUUGGCGGCAGGGGUGCCGCUGCGCAUCUCAGCUGCCACCCGCCCCAAUCUGAGUUUGGGGGAGCGGUCCCGCCGCGCAUCUUAGUUGCCGCCCGCCCCAAUCCAAGUUUGGGAGACCAGUCCCGCCGCGCAACUCGGUUGACACGCAUCCCAAUCUGAGUUUAGCAGGGCGGCCCCGCUGCACAACUCAGUUAGCGCGCGCUCAUAUGUGGAUUUGAGAGCCAAGCAUCGUGCUGUAGUGUUUGCACGGUAGUAGGUGCACGGCUGCAUGGCGGCACGCACAGCGGAAGCCGGGUAGCCCAAAAACG
Messenger RNA from Chlamydomonas reinhardtii, 3506 nucleotides. RefSeq lists its product as uncharacterized. The transcript is spliced from 5 exons. Bases 281 to 1960 code for a protein of 559 amino acids. NCBI's taxonomy places the organism in Eukaryota, Viridiplantae, Chlorophyta, Chlorophyceae, Chlamydomonadales, Chlamydomonadaceae. The record is from RefSeq and is a predicted model, not a curated record.